AGUAAAAGAGCGAACGCGUUGCGCUGAGAGCUGUUUUCGCGAAUGUCACAAAAAGAAAAGUCGUGAAAAAACUAAUGGUUUUUGUGAAAUAAACUAUAUUUGUUGUCGAUUAUACUGUUCACUGUGCUUACACUCGGAUGGAAUCUCAUUGCUGUAAGCCUGACGCCGUGGUGUCUGUAAACAGAUUGCGCGUCGUCAUUAGACCUAUACGAAACUAAUGGAAUAAAUUAAAUAUAAGCUCAACUUAAUAUAAGCGAAAGUAUGGCGAGACAUAUUGUCACAGUGUGUAUGUUCUGUUUGCUGUGCGCCGCGCACACUUGCGGCUCGCAUAUAGACAUACAGACAGAUGGCGUGCUGACUUACGAUCCCAAUAUUGAUGUAGAUCAUACUAAUUUAAUAGAGGAGAAAAGAAAGUUGGAAUCAAAAGCGAGGUACCAUCAGAAAUUGCUGAAAAUAAGACAGAAAGACAGAACACGAAGGGACGUGAAGAAACCUAACGCGUACUAUGUGGAGCAAAUAUUCCGGUUGUAUGGGGAUGACAGCAGUAUGACAAUGAAUUUGACCGGGUUUAAUAAAAUGCUAGAUAAGUUAGAUCUAGGGAAACUGAAAGAGGCUAGAGCGGAGAAGAAUGAGAAAAUUACGCAUAUUGGCCAGACGGCGACUGACACGGAGAUUGUUAAUUGCGUAGGCAGCGAAGAACUAAUAACCACAGUGAACACAAGGUUAAAACCACACGACGACCACCACGAGGAGCACGAAUCAGAGACAACACUGUCACAGGACACACUCAAAGACGUCUGUCCCAUUCUCCUAUACCACAAGCUUGCCGACAACGUCCUAGAACUAAACAAUUGUAUAGUCAAAAACAAUUUGAACAACAAACAUAGAAUCGUCACAGAUUUAGAAUUAUCUGAUGGGAAAAACAUGUAUGCGGUAUGGCUUUAUUCUUCGCUAAGCAUAGCCGCUAUAAGCGCUUGUGGAUUACUAGGUGUAGCUGUGAUUCCGAUCAUGCAUAAGACGUAUUACAAUCAUUUAUUGCAGUUCUUAGUUGCUCUAGCCGUAGGCACGCUGUGUGGCGAUGCAUUAUUACAUUUAAUGCCUCAUGCGAUGAGCCCAAUGGAGAAUGAAGCGACGCAUUCGCACGACGAUGGAAUGUGGAAAGGACUAGCGGCUAUGCUGGGCGUCGUAUUCUUCUAUUUCACCGAAAAAGGUCUAACAGUUGUAGUGGAAUGGAGGAAACGUAGGCAGAAGCUAGAAGAUGAUAAGUUACCGUCAAGAGUAAGGGUGCUCAAAGACGAUAACAACCCACUCGGUUGUUCUGGAUCUAAUAAGACUGCAAACUCAUCUAAUUCUCUGAUGAAAAUAUUCAAGAGAGACGAAAAGGGUGAUCCUACAACGAAAACGUGUAAACACAAAUAUUCUGAAUACCCAUAUUGUUACGAUGAAAUUGAUACAGACACCCAUGACGACCAUCAUUUAAGAGACGGACAAAUCCCACCUAGUCCUAAACCAAAGCACAAUAAUUCCGUUAGUGUGGUGUCUUCUAAUGCUUUAAAUGCUGAAGGUAAAGAGGAGCCGACAGCGAAAGAUUGGUUGUUAAAAGGCGAAGCGCCAGCGGUGGUGGAAAUGAACAAUAUUAAACAUAAAGAUGACAAUGGUGCUAAGGAUCUGAAGGAUGACGAAAGCUACACUGUUAUUUUGAGGGAGCACUCCCGCGCACACCACGGCCACUCACACGCGCACGGACAUGUGCACGCGCCACCCUCGUCCAUGUCGUCCGUGGCUUGGAUGGUUAUUAUGGGCGAUGGACUUCAUAAUUUCACUGAUGGAAUGGCUAUAGGUGCUGCGUUCACAUCGAACAUUGCCGGAGGAUUCUCGACUGCUAUAGCUGUGUUGUGUCACGAGCUGCCGCAUGAAUUGGGCGACUUCGCAGUACUGCUCAAAGCGGGCAUGUCGGUGAAGCGUGCCGUGUGCUACAACGUGCUGUCGUCCGCACUGUGUCUGCUGGGCAUGGUGUGCGGCGUCCUGGCCGGAGACACGCCCUCGGCCACGCGGUGGCUGUUCGCCAUUGCGGCCGGGACUUUCUUGUACAUUGCCCUUGUGGAUAUGAUGCCAGAACUAAGCACAUCACACAGCAAAGAAGGCACUCUGUGCCAAUGCAUACUCCAACUGAUGGGCCUAGCCACGGGCAUAGGCAUAAUGCUGGUUAUAGCCAUGUACGAGCACGACUUGAAGAAUUUAUUCGGCUGAGUGUAAUAAAAAAAAGUAAUCUAAAACUUUUCCUGUCCAGUGAAAGUUAUGAGUGAACAAGACUUAGUGAAGUGAUACACAAUGUAAGGAGUGCAGUGAAAUUCAGUGAUUGUUUGUUUCAAAUUGUUGCCGUAAAAUUAUUUUGUUGAUUCAGUUUGGUUGUAGUCUAUUUGGCAUAACAGUCAAUUUACACAUAAAAUGUAUGGUAUUGUCGUAACCAUCAAUUGGUAUAUAAAGAAACAACAAGAGUAGAUGUGGCAAAAAACUUACAAUAUAAAAGUUAUAAUAUGGCAAAGUGACAUUAAAUGGUUAUUUCAAAUGUAUAUACAAAAUAUCUAGUUUUUGGUCUACAUUGUCAAUCUCAGUGUUUUGCAACAAAUUGUUUCAGCUUUUUAAUUAAUUUAUCGAUGUAUAAAAAUGCAAUAUAUAGUUUUUAAAAAUGUGUAAAAUAAAAUAAAUUGACCAAAAAAUCGAUUCGAAAUUGUGAUUCUUGCAAUGAUUGUGCUUAAUGGUGUUAUUUUUAAUACAUACCUUAUAAAAUUCAGCUUUCAGUAUUAUAAUUAUAUAGAAACAUUGAUAUCCUGCUCUUGCAAUUGUGAGACUGUAGUUGCGAGGCAAUAUGAGUGAAAGAGAUAUCUAAUUGAAUCCAAUCCUUAUUUCCUAAGCUGCAACUUGUGGUAUAGGAUCGUUUUACAGUGGUACUGCAAAAAAAAAAAACUCCGUGUUUCAGAAGGCACAUCAAUGUUUAGUAUAAACAAAUUACGCCUGGCGUAUUGUACGGAGCGUCUACGGCGUGACACACUUGGCGGGUUUUCUGAAAAUAUCUUCAAUACACAAUCAAAAUAAACAGGUGUUUCGUCAUAGGCUUUCUCUAGCUUGAUAUGUCUAUCUAAAACUGGAAUUGUUCAUAAACUUGAUGUAAUGUGACCCAUACCAUAAUUAGCAUUGCUUAGGUUUUUAUUGUAUUAAAAAUAAUGUGACAAUCAUGUACUUAGCUAACUUUUACUUAAUGUAAAGCAUUUUUUUUUUCGAAUAUGUAAGUUAAGAUGUAUAUAUUAUAUAAGAUUUGUUCUUUAAUUCUAGAGACCUUUAUGGAACGAAGCUAACCAAUAUUUUGAAGAUGUAGUUUCAUAUAUCAUGUUAUUAAUCCAAGGGAUAAUCUAGUAAUAUGUAUAAGCUGUCUUAUUUAAAAUGGUAUAAAUUAUUUUUGCUGUGCAGUUGGUCUUCAGUUUUUUUGUCAGGAAUAAUUAAUUGUGUACCUUAAAUAUUUAGAGUAAAAAAUAUUGAAUUGCUGUGUUUUUGUUGCUUAGUCUCUAAAGUUAAAGAAUAUAUUUUUAAAUCAAGAAUAUCUUGAAAUGGUUCCUUCUUAAGCUUGAGUUUGGGUGCUACUAGCAUUCUCGUAAAUAUAAUUGUCAAUAAACACAAGCGAAAUUUA
This is a messenger RNA of Plodia interpunctella (Indianmeal moth), 3685 nucleotides long. It is a transcript of the gene foi, whose product is annotated as fear-of-intimacy. The transcript has 7 exons. Gene Ontology annotation, biological process: zinc ion import across plasma membrane; intracellular monoatomic cation homeostasis. Bases 262 to 2250 code for a protein of 662 amino acids. The record is from RefSeq and is a predicted model, not a curated record. NCBI's taxonomy places the organism in Eukaryota, Metazoa, Arthropoda, Insecta, Lepidoptera, Pyralidae. Gene Ontology annotation, molecular function: zinc ion transmembrane transporter activity; monoatomic cation:bicarbonate symporter activity. Gene Ontology annotation, cellular component: plasma membrane.